Messenger RNA from Acanthoscelides obtectus, 1204 nucleotides. The record is from the annotation of a GenBank genome assembly. Lineage: Eukaryota; Metazoa; Arthropoda; Insecta; Coleoptera; Chrysomelidae.
GUUAUUCAGCAGACUUGGCUAAUUAGGGACAAUGUGUCUAAUUCGGGCAUAUCCAAAAAUUCUAUAUGACGUAAUUCCAUAAAUUGUAGUAUAUCUCCAGUUAUAGUUCAUUUAAAUAGCUAGUGAGAAAUGCGCAUAUGUUACAAAUUUAAUAUAACAUGCAAUAUACAUGGUCUACAGACUCCUGUAGAACUUUGAUAGCUCAGCUGAAAUCAAUUUUCCUGUACUAUGUGAGCGGAUGCGUAGAGGUUUGACGAGAAAACUUUCAGACACUCAAAAGCUGCUGAACCCUCCGACGCGGCGUGUUUGUAUGCGUGUUUCCUAGUGCUUGCCAAUUUUUAAACAAUAUCGGAAAUCGGAAUGUCGUCGUCGGAAGUAAGUGGCAAAUUGCCAAAGCCUCAGAUGCGCAGCUUAUUACAUUCGCAAAUCAAGAGAAAUCUGCUGUUCACUGGAAUUUCUGUCGUGAUAGCUGGAUGUUACAUGAAAUUUGUCUAUAGCGAUAGUAACAAGAAAGCAUAUGCUAAUUUCUACAGAGACUACGAUAUCGAGAAGGAAUUUGAAACAAUGAGAAAGAAGGGACUGUUUGAUUCAUGUGAUACAGACUAGAGAUCAGUGCAUUCAAUUAGUGAAGUCAAAGUUUAGCCUAGCAUACCUGUAUAAUUGUAAUAUAUUUAUAUUUAAGAUUUAUUACUAUGUAUAUACCUACAUUCAAAUCGGCACCUUCGUCCUUUUUUGCCGAUUUCGGGUACCAAGACUUAAACUAACACAAUGGUUGAAACUUGACGUACAACGAAUGUUGCAAAGUCAUUCAGCCGGCUCCAUACAUUUCCCUAUAUCAGAUGUGAUAUGCCCAGAUAUAUUUUCCAGAAAAUUUUAAAUUUGCUCAUGUCCAGCACAUCCUAAAAAACCUACACAGCUACAGGCCUAUAGCUUGGCUUUCUGUUCUGCUUUUGACCACAGAAGUCCUACUACAGAUACAUUUCUUUGGGAUCAGGCUGCGUCUCUUCCUGAUAUCUUAGAAUCCGGCACUUACACAAAAAAACUGUCGAGCCCCCCCCCCAAAAAAAAUGAUCUAAAACCGACUCUUACAACUACAGGCUUACUGCCAUGCUUUCUGUUAUAAGUAAAGUGAUGGGGAGGUGCAUAAAUUGAGAGCUUAUGUAGUACCUUGAACGUCACAUUUUGAUUAGCGUCAACCAGCAUG